UUAUGAGAAGCCUCCUCCUGGGCUGAUCAAGGAAGAUGAGAGCAAGCCGGAAGACUGCAUUCCAGAUGUGCCAGGCAACGAACACGCCCGCGAGUUCCUGGCCCACGCACCCACGAAAGGACUCUGGAUGCCGCUGGGGAAGGAGGUCAAAGUGAUGCAGUGUUGGCGUUGCAAACGAUAUGGUCACCGGACAGGUGACAAAGAAUGCCCUUUCUUUAUCAAAGGCAACCAAAAGUUAGAACAGUUCAGAGUGGCACAUGAAGAUCCCAUGUACGACAUCAUUCGGGAGAAUAAAAGACAUGAGAAGGACGUGAGGAUCCAGCAGCUGAAACAGCUCCUGGCCGACUCCACCUCAGAGGAGGACGGAAGCAGCUCUGGGUCCUCAGAGUGUAGAGACAAACACAAGAAGAAGAAGAAGAAGAAGGAGAAGCACAAGAAAAGAAAGAAGGAAAAGAAAAAGAAGAAGAAGCGGAAGCAGAAGUCGUCCAAGUCGAGUGAGAGUUCGGACUCAGAGUGAGGUGGACACCUUGCCGAGCCCUCAGGAACCCAGCACUGUGGCCUGAAUGGAGGGGACACGCGCAGAGCGGCUGGGCCAGCAGCCGGGAGGGGACAUGGGGUCUGCGGGGAUGCUCACCGCUUCCCGAAGCACACUGCGCUGUUCCCCAGUGCCAGGCCUCCUGAUGUCACACAGGAGAGCUCUUGAGUGUCCAGGAGCCUGGGACCCCUUUGCAGCCUCCAUGGGCAGCAGAACCCAGGACUCUGGGUGGCCAUGUGGGGCUGCCCUGGCCCGGAUGCGCUGUCCUAGUGUGGUAGCUCAGUCCCAUGAUUUCAAACCUGGCCAUCUGUUGUUGAGGAUAAUAAAAGCUUGUGAUUUAUUUUUCAAA
Chinchilla lanigera (long-tailed chinchilla) is the source of this 884-nucleotide messenger RNA. Its product is annotated as retinitis pigmentosa 9 protein. NCBI's taxonomy places the organism in Eukaryota, Metazoa, Chordata, Mammalia, Rodentia, Chinchillidae. Gene Ontology annotation, biological process: RNA splicing. The record is from RefSeq and is a predicted model, not a curated record.